Messenger RNA from Pelobates cultripes (western spadefoot toad), 10906 nucleotides. Lineage: Eukaryota; Metazoa; Chordata; Amphibia; Anura; Pelobatidae. The record is from the annotation of a GenBank genome assembly.
CUUAAGGAUUUUAAAGUUACUAUAAAAAGAGUCGUUAAGUACUGUAAUUACUCCUCUAUGAUUAAUAAGUCAAAAUGGAUCAUCACCUGGGUACACUGUCCUUGAGAUCCUGUUCUUCCCAGGACUUUGGUAACCUGAAAAGAUAAAUAUUCAUGAUUAUAUGUUUGUAGAACUGUUUGUGCACAACACACCUGCUGACCAAUAACAGAAAUUUAAUUAGGUAUGAAGUUAUGUUGUCAUGGGAUUUGCAGUGAGAUCUGUCCGAACUAGGGAGUAGUUGACAUAUCAGUGGGUCCUAACCAUCCCAUAAACGCAUGAAAAACUGAGGUUAUGGGAUGUGCAGUUCGGCACCAGGUAGUUCCAUUCAUUCUACAAUAAAAAUGAAAGUGCAGCUCAAGCAGUCGGCAACUUAGCCAGAGCUGCAUUUGAGUUUAGAAAGCCGCAACUGAACUGCAUUCUGAGAAACAGAAGAGACAUGCCAUGCAUGUGCUAGAACAGUUAGUAGGAAUGUUUUCUGACAUAUGAUUUGAGUAACAGGAGCUUAUAGCAUAUAUAAAUAGAAAUAAAAGUUAACUGGUCAUUCCAGGUAACAAAACAACGUAAUCUAAAUUAAGGUGUUACAGUGCUAAGAGGGCCCCAGAGGCACGCUUACCUCAAGGUAAUUGCCUCCAGCGACAACAUCCACUCCACCAGAGGCGGCAUUUGGCCUCUGAAAAUCAUUGGAGAAACUGUUCCGAGAACAGUUUACCUCCUUGAGGUAAGUGUCUCUUGGAGCCUCCGGGCACUAUAACAACUUCAUUUAGAUUAAGUGGUUCUGGUGCCUGGAGUAACCCUUUAAGUACUAUAACAUUUUGUAUCGCCUUGGAUUAAUAAAAUGUGAAGAUGUACGGAACUACCGUGUAUCAAUACUCCUCCACUCAUGGAGUAGAUAAAAUGCACCAUAUAAGAUGGUACUUUGUGCUAUAAUUUUGUGCUAUUGAUUUUAAUGUUACAAGUUGCGUGGAAGAUUGCAAGCUCACUUUGGAGUGAGGCCUAGUGUAUGUUGUGUUUGGGAGAAUUUCAGCUUAGCAGGGGUAAAAAAAAAAAAAAAAAAGGUUUUCCCAAAAGUAAUAAAACCAAUUAACAACAGCCAACAUUAACAGUUUAAAACUUCUCUAAAGAAUGUGUGAUUACUUGGAGGCUGAACCACUGAAGUGAGAAUACAAAGUGAAUUUUAGACUUAAGGCCAAAAGCAUAGUUGGCUUAGAGAAUGUUCCCAUUUCGGCUCUUUUUACCUUAAAUUUAAAAUCCACUUUGAAUCCUCAUUUAGUGAAUAACCCUGAUAUUCCAGGUCUAUAUUCAACCAUUUCUAUACAGACUGCCUGUGCUAUCCUAGUUCCUGGAAUAGAGGAGGCCUGGGGUGAGAUGCUGCAAGCCUGCAUGGCAGUGAAGCUUUAUUGUUCAGUUUGAUACAUAGUGCUAGAGUGGGGUACAGUCAGGGGAUCACUGUGAGAGGCCCCCCCGGGCUCAAACAUGUUACCCCCUGAAACAAAGUGAAUCUAAUCUGAUGGGAGAGCCAGAGCCAAGGCCCAGGGUCCAUGCAUCAUGUCUAUUGCACACAUUUAAACCCAGAUCUCUCCCCCUAGGGUCACAAUAAGAGAUCCCUGUCCCCUCCCGACCCCAUCCCGCUACCGCUACCCGGGCCCCAUGACACCCGACACACAGUAACUAUGGAACAUGCGGCAAUUACCCGGGCGAGCUUGAUGGGCUGCACGCGGCUAGCUUCCAUUAUGGCUGCUGGAGUCAGAAGAGGGGUCACGUGGUUCAGUCGCCACCUUUUAUAGGUUCAGGGCGGGGCUUCGCCAUCGAGAACUGAAUCGACCAAUAGGAACCGAUCCGUCGCCAUUUUAGAAUGCGACCGCUUCCUUCCUUCUGCUUCAUGUUGAAAGCUGGAACCUAAGACGCCCGGAAGUGCUCCGAGCCAUAUUGAAAACGGGCAAUUGAUGUCCUGAGAGCUUUUUUUUUUUUUUUUAAAUAAAUAAUUGUAACUUUAUUGCGAUUUUUUUUAUUUUUUUUUACACAGAUUAAUUGUUUGAAGCUUAUAAUGUCGCUUGUGAUGUGGCGCUUGACUUUACUGCUAUUCACCUGUGCUUCCUAAAUAUUGUCUUGUUGUAUUUGUUUGCAAUUAUAAAUUGACACUUUCCUCCUCCCACAGUACUAGGUAGCACCUCCCCUGUCCUUGACCAGAAAGAUGGCGACUGCAACCAAAUUCAUCCAGAGGUUAAGGAAUUGGGCGUCUGGGGUAACAUUCUAUUACAUUUUAUACAUUAAUAUAUUAAUUAAUUAUCUGUAUGGUUAAACAUUGUUAAUAUUUUAAUUGUUAUUAACCAACCUCAGACAUUGUGCUAAUUAUUAUUUGAUUUCAUUACUUAGUAACAUAUAGAAUGACAAAAGACAACCCUGCAAAGUAUUCUGUAACUGUCAUUUUCCCCUAACUUCAACCAAACACUACCUAGUUCUGAAAUGGAACACUAUUCUUGACAAGAGGUAGUGAACGUAUUGUAUAUUGUAUAGUGAUCAGUAUUGGAAUCCCUCUGGAAUCUGAAUCUCAACACCUGUUUUGGGACCAUAUUUAAUAGAGAGAGAUGAUUGCCCAUAGACUUGCGCACAAAAGCCUUUCAGGUGGGUUGAACGAAUCAGACACAUUUAAUCUAUGCUCGAACAUAGAUUGAUCUGGAUUGAAUAAGAUUCCACAAGUUAAUCCUGAAUGGAAUGAUUUGUUCGGGCAUAGAUUAAAAGGAAUUUAAUUUGUACAACCCAUCUGAAAUGCAUUUUUACGCAAGUCUAGUUCCCAAUGUUGCAAGACUGAGGGAUAGUUAUCAGUACAAUGUUGUUGGUGAUUCCAUUGGUUUCCAUGGUGACUGCUCACUGUUAGAACAUUACACAGCUUUUCACAGUACAGCACUUAGAAAAAUCUCAUUCAUCAGACCCCAGGCAACUGAACACAACAUAUUGCACUACCUUCCACAGUGCAGUGGAAAUUCUUCUGACACUUGGAAAGGUCUAAUGAGCGUGUUUUGCAAAACACGCUCAUGUAUUUUGUAAUAAUUAAUCACCUAGUACAUAUAACACCAUGUGAACAAACCAUGGUAACCUUCUCCCCCACCACUGCUAACAACAAGAAGUUCCCCAUGCUGUCACUGCAGUAGGGACAGUGUGGGAAGCAUGUCCAGUGGCAACCCACUUCAAACACGGGUAACCGGUACACCACAUGCAAUUUGUUACUGGCAUAAUAAGUUUGUUUACUUCUUUAAACUAGGGAGUAAAUAGUAAGUAAUAUGUAAAUGAUAUGCUAUAUAAAAAAAAAAAAAACUGUUAUUCUAAACUUUAUGUAACAUUAAAGUGCCACUGUCACUGUUUGGGGAUUUUGCUGAAUUCGUAAAGUCCCUCAAUGGUGACAUUGCCGCUGGGGAUCUGGUGCAUGGGGGCAGGCAGGGUCAGGUAAAAGUUUAUUUACCUGAACCUGUCCCUCACAGGUGCAGCCAUCUUGAUCCAGUGGGUCCCCUUCAGAGCCGAUGUCACUGCUGUACUCUUGCGCAUGGGUAAAACAUUAAAAUCUAUAGAAAAUCCCACAGGAUGCCUCAUAGACACAGCCAAUUCCCUGCAGUCUCCACUGGUGACAGCUGUUGAGAUUGAUUCUUAGACUCCGCCCUGAGUCUAUGAAAUUCCAAAACAGUCAAAAUGAAUAUUUCAAAUAGAUUCUGCCUUUUCUUAAAUACUUUGUUUUUUGGGGGGCGGGGGUGGUGGGGUGACCAUGCUGUUGAAGCUUCUCAUUGAUUUCCAGAUAUUUUUUUUUUUUUUUCACCUCAAAUAAUGUGUUUUUUGUUUUUCUUGUAGCAAAAUCUUCAGGGUAAACUACAACUGCGUUAUACUGAAAUCGCAAAAAGGUAAAGGCUUAUCAGAAAAGAAGGCUGUUAUUAUUAUAUUAAAAAAAGUUUUUUUGCGGAACCCAUUAGCUAUCUUAAUGUUAGCUACAUAUGUUUUUUUAAAGUAAACCAUUUUAAUUUAAAUUAUAUUCCUGGCUGUACCGGCACACUAAAGCAUGCUAUGCAAUUGAAUAUAACCCACAAUGCUGUUCAUGCAGGCAUGGCACUAUUGGAGGAAUAAAACCAAACCGAUUACUCUUGGCUAUCAUAUUCAUCACCCCAAAUGUAUAAACAAAUCCAAAAGAAAGUUACAUGUGCACUCUCCCAAAUACCCAUGCACAUUUCAUUAAGAGAGCAUUUGCAAUGGUACUAAAAACUUAUUAUAAUAUGGCAGUAUAUUACGAAUGUAUUUGCAUGGCAUUUCUUUGCAGGUGUGCUAUGUGGCAAUAACCUCACGCUACACGUGGAAGUGCUGCAGAGGAACCUGUGUUUUAUUACUGUUGUUGCAUCUGUCAUCUCAGUAAUUGCUUUAAUAGUGUUUUACUAAAGAAAAAGAACUAUACAGUGUCACCUGCACAGAAAUAAUAGUUCUGCUUUAAUGAUCAGAAAUGUAUUUUGUGAAUAUGGAGGAUAAUAAAAAAUAAAGGGAACACUUAAACAACACAAUGUAACUCCAAGUCAAUCACACUUCUGUGAAAUCAAACUGUCCACUUAGGAAGCAACACUGAGUGACAAUCAAUUUCACAUGCUGUUGUGCAAAUGGGAUAGACAACAGGUGGAAAUUAUAGGCAAUUAGCAAGACACCCCCAAUAAAGGAGUGGUUCUGCAGGUGGUGACCACAGACCACUUCUCAGUUCCUAUGCUUCCUGGCUGAUGUUUUGGUCACUUUUGAAUGCUGGCGGUGCUUUCACUCUAGUGGUAGCAUGAGACGGAGUCUACAACCCACACAAGUGGCUCAGGUAGUGCAGCUCAUCCAGUAUGGCACAUCAAUGCGAGCUGUGGCAUUUUUUCUCCUCAUUACGAUCAGCGGCUAUAUGCUAUGUUUGGAAAGGGGAGAGACCAAGGCUUCGACAUGACUUGCUCUGCCUACCGAGAUGCCGGGGUGGACUAGCGCUACCAGACUUUAAAUGGUAUCACCAAGCUACAGUCCUUCCGCGUAUUCUGGAAUGGCAUGCUGGUACACACCGGAAACAAUGGGUAGCCCUAAACAGAGACGGACAAGAAGCUCGUUUAAAGUCCAAUAUAUGGAUGGGGGGCCCCAGAGCCGGUGAUAGAGAAGAGUCGGCCGGGAUUAUAGCCCAGACACUUGCCAGCUGGGCACUCAUGAGGGACCAACCCCAUAUCUCCCCUAUACCAAGCCCGUUGCUCCCCAUCACUCACAACCCAGCGAUAGGAGGGGGAUUCCCGACGAGGGCAUGACCCUUUGCGGAUGGUCGCGAACAUGUACCUAUCUCCACGGUUCUGCGAGAUGGCAACAUACGAUCUUUAGACUCCUUGUUAGGAGACCUUACCUGGUUUGAAACGAGAUGCAAAAGAGGCUCAUCAUUGGAUAAGACUAUAUCCACCUUCUACCAACAUCUUAUGGUGGGUAACGUAGCAGAAAACAACACUUUUCGCAGGCAAUGGGAGACUGAUGGAUACCACCUUCACCCCCCAACAAUGGGAGGGGCACUGCUCUGGCAACACAAAAGCUCCAUUAGCACCCAUUACCAAGAGACGAAUUACAAACUAAUCGCGCUAUGGUAUAGGAUCCCGACACUACUCCACAGAAUCUUCCCUACAACGCCACCAACAUGUUGGAGAUGUCUCAAAGAAAGGGGCACGACGAUACACAUAUGGUGGGAAUGUCGCCUCGUAGUCCCGUACUGGGAGAUGAUCAGAGAGAAAAUAACCGGCGGCAUUGCCCCUUCUACAUAUUUCAACACUGUCGAUUGUCGCAUACAAGAAAUCAAUUUUACGUAAUUUACUUAAUGCAGCCAAAGCUCUGAUCCCGCUAUACUGGAAAAGGACGGAGACGCCCCGAAUGGAGGAAUGGAUCCGCAGGGUGGAGGACAUUCAGGGGGAGGAGGCGAUCCAGGCUUCACUACUCGGGAGGGUAGACAGGCACGCAGAAAUGAGGCGACCAUGGUUCACGUUCGUGUCCCAGAGCAGUCAGAGAUAGGCAGCAUGCGGGGGGACACCUUGGGGGGGAGGUUGGCUCACUGGAGCAUGACCAUUCACACCUGCUCUACCCUACCCAACUUGAACUACAUCCGAGACAAGGGGCAACUCUUCUCCUCUUACCCUACUACUAAAUACUUUCUAAUUUCCACUUGUAACUCUUAACACAUACACACGCUUAUAAGAUUAGGACAUACACGCACCAUGAGGAGGAACCUGCCUUGUAAUAGGAAACACUCAGGUCGACUACGCACAACAAAUUUGGUAACCACUCAUCCCCGCUUAUCGGGCCACUUAGAACGACUCACAAACAUAUGCACACCCCCUUUAGGGUAGGCUAGAGGGGGCUGCCCACCUAAAGAAUGACCUUAUACUCACUAGUAACGUCCACAGACCCAUAACGAUACAUAAAGGGAGAUGGGGACGAUCACACGGAGCCUCCUGAAAACGAAUUAUCCCUGGCUCGGCUUAGAAUACACCUUGAGAGGGCCCCAGUUAAAUGUGCCACAAGAAGACCCAUAAGUUGUAGGACACGUUCAGGAAAAGAUAUAACCAAAGGGGCGGCCAACAGUUCUACGCAACGGAGUCCGGGGGAAAAAGAUAGUUUGGUACUAUGUAGCGUGCUGACCAUAACUGUGCAUGUAUUUACGGUUUUCAGGCCAGGCAGACCUGGAUACAUAACGUUAAAAUGUCCGUUAAAAAUUCCUAUGUACAUAACUGCGUUAAGUUAUAAAACUUCUUGGACCUGCGCAUCCACAAUGUCACAACUUUUUACAUCUGUUAUUAACUGAUAUAUAACUCACAAAAUACCAAUAAAAAAAGAUUUACAAAAAAACAAUGAUAUCAUCAGUGAAAGUGCCGUUUGUUUGUGAAAAAUGCAAAAAACUUCACUUUCACUGACAAUAUCAUCGCUGUGAUAUGUUUUACUGUUUUGAAACACUAAUAUUUGUGUUUAGCUAAGUCUCCAAAGUAAAACACUACCCCCUAUGUACAGGUUUUUGGGUGUCAUAGAAAGUUACAGGGUUAAAUACAGUGCUAGCAAAUUAAAUUCUCUGGAUUUUCAGCCUGGGCUGUCAGGCAGGUCCCUCAAAUUGCAAUCAAUAAAAUUACUUAAUUAUGUAAAAAUAUGACAUAAAUAUGCAUGUAGAAUUUAAAUAUGUAGAUAUAUAUAUUUGAAGUCUACGUGUAUAUUCAUGUAAUUUUGUAUGUGGAUGGUUUUAUAUAUAUAUAUAUAUAUAUAUAAUAUAUAUAUAUAUAUAUAACCAUCCACAAUAUCCUUGCACUCCAGCUUCAAAAAAUCAUUCAGACCGGGUGCUCAAAAUCAGGGGAAAUGUUACAUACCAGUCUGUGUUGAUCAGCACUCACGGAUUUCCAAAGUCAAGUUAAAAAAACCAAAGUUUAUUAAUCCAUUAAAAAAGAGCCUUUAAUGGAUUAAUAAACUUUGGUUUUUUAACUUGACUUUGGAAAUCCGUGAGUGCUAAUCAACACAGACUGGUGUAUGUAUGUAUAUAUGUAUAAAUAUCAAAAUACAGUUAGAAUAAAAUUACAUAUUUUUUUUUUUUUUUUUGUUAAAAUUAUUUAUACAUUUUAUUUACUUAUUUAUAAAAUCGUGUGUAAUUUAAUUCUGAGUGUAUUGUUAUAUUAAUAUAAAAAUACACUUGGUAUGACAUAAUAAAAAAAAUAUAUAUACACACAAACAUAUAAUUAUAUUUUUAUUUAUUAAAAAUAUUUUUAUUUUAUUUUACAGAUGCAGGAAUCUUCCUGCAGGGGGACUGCCUGAACUAAUCGGCAGUCCCCCUGCAGGCAGAUUCACGGACGUCUAUUGCGGCUAUGUGACCGCUUCGUAAUAGUGAUCACAUGGCUGCGGGGGCCUAAUUCACCGAGGGGGGACUGUCUGUGCUGUCAGGCAGUCCCCCCAGACCGGUAGCGGGGGAACAGCGGUGAUCAGGUAAGUAAAUAUUACCGUUAUGAUGGUUCAGGACCGUCAUCGAUCCUCAAGGGAAUGUUUCUGAUGACAGUCCUGAACCUGGAUUCCUUGGAGUUUGUUUGCUGGACAGCUUUGAACCACAACUCAGGAAAAGACGCAAAGCCAGUAAACCACUCACCAACAACUGGUAGGGGGUCUCUCUUUCACACUCCUGAACAACUCAGGGGGGGGUUCCUUCUUCCCCUCCCUUCCUCCCAUUUAUAUUUAAAAUAUUAUUCAAAGUAUUGCUGGGGUAGCAGUACACUUUGUACUUUUGGUUUAGGUAGUCAAGAUUCAGCAGGGUAAGGCAUUAAUGAUCAUCUGUUUUAGGACAUUAAAAAAAAAAAAAAUUUGGUUAGAGCAAUAAUGAUGCUGAAAUAAAGAGAUUAUGCUUUAAAAAAAACCUAUGAGACUAUGUUCAAGUUGCUGUAAAAGAAAUCACUGCAAUUUGCCCAUGGUACAGUUCUACAAUUCUUAAAAUGCAUUUUUUUAAUUCUUGCCUUUCAGGACACCGCCACCUCCAAGUUUGCCAGUAGGACCCAGUCACAAAUUAGCAGACAACUAUUACUGUACAAGAGAUGGCCGCAGAGGAACUAUGCCCCCUACUGUCAUAAUGUCACCAUUCAAUGCCCUAACUCCUGGAGUUCCUGCAGCCAAGUUAGUAUUUACUUUUUAAAAGAAUUUGUACUAUUAUUUAUAUUUAUAUAUCAUUUUUUUUUUUUUUUCAAUAUUAGCGAUUUAAAUUAUAGUAUUACUGUUUGUCAUAUUACUUCUUUUUGUAAUUCACAAAAAAAAGGAGUACAUUAUGUACUGUUUUGGGAGAUUCACAUGAUGAUUUUCACAUCGGCUACUAGUUUUUAAAAACUGUAGGCGAGUACAUCUAUAUGCCAUCAGUAUUUUCCCAUAAUGGGUAGUAGGUAUGGAACAAUAUAGAACAAGUAAAGGGGGUGGAGCCGAGCCGACCUGCCAACUACACGAGAGCUCUGAGAAGCUGGCAAACUUAAACAUCACUGUGGGGCAUCUAAAACCCCCUUUACAUGAAUGAAUGCUCCAAAUCAGCAAGAGAUACAGCAUGGGUCACAAGACCAAAAAACAGAAGGCAGAGAAGCCACGUAUAGCUACCGUGGCAGGCACAUGGCGCAGCAGGGCCCAAGAUGGCCUCCUAUGCCAGAUGAAGACAUGGUAACUCCUCUGGUCACACACCUCCAAAUGCGGAGGCUUCCUAGGUGACUACCGUGGUACAGAAGGAACUUCUUGCAGAUCUCCAGAAGAAUAUGCUAACAAACAUGGCGACACUCUGCACUGACAUACAAGGCCUAACGGGCAGAACGGGGGCUCUGGAGACAACAUCUGCCAACCACAUGCUUCAAAUUGUUGCAUUGCAAACAGAGGUUGAAGUGCUACAAUAAUAAAAUGAGCUGAACGAACGGCGCUUUGCAGCAAUGGAGGACUCAAGAUGCAGAAACAACCUGAAAAUCCAGGGCAUUCUAGAACACGUAAUUAAAUGACUAAAAGGCGCCUAACGAUCCGGAAGUCCCUCUAGUGGGACACAUACACACCUGUGUUAAAUUUCUUGAUUUUAGUAACUGCUUAGAAAUAACCAGAAAUAAUAAACUAACUGAUUGACUUGAUAUGUAAUAUUUGAUGUAACACACAUUUUACUAAAUCACUGCAUUUUGUGUCUUCCCAGUUCUGACACAGCAGUUGCAGUACCCACAAAAAAGCCAGUGACUCCUGGACCUCCACCUCCAAAAUUGGAAUUAUCUACAGAUGAGCCUUAUCUGUGAAAAUGUAUAGGAGAUAUUUACUGUGACUGUGUAUUCUAAGAACAAUGGCCUCAUUACUAAACAAUUUGUGUAAAUAUACUCCAGUGGAUGAAACCUUUUUGUUUCCUUGCUUGUUUUCUUUCCUAUAGAGAUAACUAAACUUAUUAAAAUUAUAUCACAGAGUUGGCAGUCUACCUAUUAUUUCCUUUUGAGACUUGGGAGUGUCUUCACUGUCGAUUGUCGCAUACAAGAAAUCAAUUUUACGUCAUUUACUUAAUGCAGCCAAAGCUCUGAUCCCGCUAUACUGGAAAAGGACGGAGACGCCCCGAAUGGAGGAAUGGAUCCGCAGGGUGGAGGACAUUCAGGGGGAGGAGGCGAUCCAGGCUUCACUACUCGGGAGGGUAGACAGGCACGCAGAAAUGAGGCGACCAUGGUUCACGUUCGUGUCCCAGAGCAGUCAGAGAUAGGCAGCAUGCGGGGGGACACCUUGGGGGGGAGGUUGGCUCACUGGAGCAUGACCAUUCACACCUGCUCUACCCUACCCAACUUGAACUGCAUCCGAGACGAGGGGCAACUCUUCUCCUCUUACCCUACUACUAAAUACUUUCUAAUUUCCACUUGUAACUCUUAACACAUACACACGCUUAUAAGAUUAGGACAUACACGCACCAUGAGGAGGAACCUGCCUUGUAAUAGGAAACACUCAGGUCGACUACGCACAACAAAUUUGGUAACCACUCAUCCCCGCUUAUCGGGCCACUUAGAACGACUCACAAACAUAUGCACACCCCCUUUAGGGUAGGCUAGAGGGGGCUGCCCACCUAAAGAAUGACCUUAUACUCACUAGUAACGUCCACAGACCCAUAACGAUACAUAAAGGGAGAUGGGGACAAUCACACGGAGCCUCCUGAAAACGAAUUAUCCCUGGCUCGGCUUAGAAUACACCUUGAGAGGGCCCCAGUUAAAUGUGCCACAAGAAGACCCAUAAGUUGUAGGACACGUUCAGGAAAAGAUAUAACCAAAGGGGCGGCCAACAGUUCUACGCAACGGAGUCCGGGGGAAAAAGAUAGUUUGGUACUAUGUAGCGUGCUGACCAUAACUGUGCAUGU